This is a messenger RNA of Solenopsis invicta (red fire ant), 2877 nucleotides long. RefSeq names its product histone-lysine N-methyltransferase E(z) (gene E(z)). Gene Ontology annotation, molecular function: protein binding; histone H3K27 methyltransferase activity. Bases 130 to 2427 code for a protein of 765 amino acids. The transcript is spliced from 12 exons. Gene Ontology annotation, biological process: chromatin remodeling. The record is from RefSeq and is a predicted model, not a curated record. NCBI's taxonomy places the organism in Eukaryota, Metazoa, Arthropoda, Insecta, Hymenoptera, Formicidae.
GGGCUUUAUGAAACUCAGCCUAUGAGCGUUGUCAGUUGUCAUGGCGAUCAAUGGCCAAAUGGCGAUUUCUGUUUGAUAUAGAAUAGCGUCUGUUAGUUUCGUGCUUGAGAAUUGUAUAUUUAUGUUAUUAUGUCGAAAGCUAAAGUUUCAGCAGAAUGGAGAAAGAGAGUAAAAUCGGAAUAUAUGCGAUUGCGGCAAAUGAAACGUUAUAAACGAGCGGACGAAGUUAAGAUCGCGUGGAACCAGAAUCGUAAGGUUAUGACAGAUCUUCUUAUGGCUGAACAAAAACGCUGGACAGAUGGAAAAGCAAUGUGGUUAGCAAUGCAAGACGUUCCACCCCAUCUUUCCUGCAUGAAAAAAGCUGAAAUUACUAGUCCUGACGGCGAUGUGCAAAGUUGUCCUGUAAAAAUAAUUAAUGCAGUGACUCCUAUACCAACCAUGUAUACAUGGGCUCCCAUUCAGCAAAACUUUAUGGUAGAGGAUGAAACUGUUUUGCAUAACAUUCCUUAUAUGGGCGAUGAGAUUUUGGAUCAGGAUGGCACUUUUAUUGAAGAGCUUAUAAAAAAUUAUGAUGGCAAGGUGCACGGCGACAGAGAAUCAGGUUUUAUGGACGACUCCAUCUUCGUUGAUUUAGUGAAUGCUCUAGCAAAUUAUGAAAAAGAUGAUAAAGACAGAGAACAAAUAAAGAAAGGGAAAGAACCUUUAAAGGAAAGAGAAAAUCAAAAAGAAAAUGAGAAGAAGGAUGUUGAAAUAAAAUCUGAAACAAAGUUAGACAAAACUGAAUAUGGGAAGACAGCGGUUACUCCAUUUCCAUCGAUGCAUAUAUUUAAUGCAAUAUCGAGCAUGUUUCCCGAUAAAGGACGACCUGAAGAAUUAAAAGAAAAGUAUAUUGAAUUGACUGAAAGAUCUGAUCCAAAUGUUUUGCCACCAGAAUGUACGCCUAAUAUAGAUGGUAUAAACGCAAGAAGUGUACCUAGGGAACAAACAAUGCAUUCUUUUCAUACUUUGUUCUGCAGAAGAUGCUUCAAGUACGACUGCUUCUUACAUCCAGCCAGGGGGACCUCGCCGCAAGGUCUUCAAGUUUGCCAUCCAGGUCCAAAUUUGCUGAAACGGAAAGGACCCGAUUUAAAACCAUUUUCGGAACCCUGCGGGACAGAAUGUUACAUGCAUUUGGAUGGGAUGAAGGAAAAGCUGGCAGCACAGGCAGCGGAUACGAAAGAAGAAGAAGGCGACGAGAAACGCGGUGGUCCUAGGAAAGUACGAAAACAAGCAAGUGUGGAUUCUGGAAAUGAAGCGAGCAGCGAGGAUAGCAACGAUAGUAAUAAAUACGGUCAAGGAGGCAGUUGUCAAGAUUUUAAACAAAACGUUAAUAAAAACCCUAAGUCCGAAGAAAUGAUGGAGGAUCAAGCACAACCUGAAAAUCAGACACCCUUCACACUGUUAGGAAUUGGCAAACGAACUAAGACAGAAAGUGAAUACUCAUGGACGGGCUCGGAACAAAGCCUGUUCCGAGCUCUUCACAAAGCCUUGCCUGGUAAUCCGUGCGCAUUAGCACAAAUAAUGUUAACAAAAACUUGCCAGGAGGUGUAUGAAUUUGCACAAAAAGAGGCUUCGGAUAUUCCUGCUAUAGAAAAUCUGAAGGACUUCACACCACCGCGAAAAAAGAAGAAAAAGCACCGGUUGUGGUCCAUGCACUGCAGAAAGAUACAACUUAAGAAAGAUUCAGGUGCUAAUCAUGUGCAUAAUUUUGCGCCUUGUGAUCAUCCGGGCCGUCAGUGUGACAACUCGUGUCCCUGCAUACAGGCACAGAACUUUUGCGAGAAAUUCUGUCAGUGUAGUAGCGAGUGCCAAAAUCGAUUUCCUGGUUGUAGGUGUAAAGCUCAGUGCAACACGAAACAAUGCCCGUGUUAUUUGGCAGUGAGAGAAUGUGACCCGGAUCUUUGUCAAACGUGUGGCGCUGAUCAAUUUCAUAUCACUAAAAUAUCCUGCAAGAAUGUCAGCGUACAACGAGGCCUUCACAAGCAUCUCCUGAUGGCACCCUCAGACGUAGCAGGUUGGGGGAUUUUCCUGAAAGAGUCAGCGGCAAAGAAUGAAUUUAUCUCGGAAUACUGCGGCGAAAUUAUCAGUCAAGAUGAAGCCGAUAGAAGAGGAAAGGUGUACGACAAAUAUAUGUGUAGUUUUCUUUUCAAUCUCAAUAAUGAUUUUGUCGUUGAUGCAACAAGAAAAGGAAAUAAAAUCAGAUUCGCUAAUCAUUCGAUAAAUCCUAAUUGUUAUGCGAAAGUAAUGAUGGUGAACGGUGACCACAGGAUAGGUAUUUUUGCCAAGAGAGCAAUCCAACCUGGUGAAGAAUUAUUUUUUGAUUACAGAUAUGGACCAACGGAGCAACUUAAAUUUGUUGGUAUCGAGCGAGAAAUGGAAUUUCUUUAAGGGUUUAUAUAUAUACAUACAUAUAUAUAAAACACAUAUACGUUAUACUACUGAAACAUUGGAGAUUAAAUAAAUACAAAAUAAACACUUGUCUGAUUCAUUUGUUAAUAUAAUGGAAGUAUAUGUUUCUUUGUUUAAUUAAUUAAAAUCAAUGUCUUUAUUUUGUGUAAUAAAAAUAGAACAAAUCUUUUAGUAUUAUAACAUUAAUAGACUGUUUGCAAUUCCUUUUUUCUUUAUAUAUUAGUUUUAUAUGAUUAUCAUAAUCUAACAUAUAAGAAAGUACUGUAGCAAUAUUAUUAUAAUAUUGCGAAAUGAGAAAAGCAAUAAAAUUGUAAAAUAUAAGUAUACGAUGGAUAAUUAAUAGAUAAGUAAAUCAGUUUGUGUUGUAACAUUAUUGUAAACAGACUGAGAUAAUUCCAAAUAUAUUAUUGAAAGUAUUUAACAAUCUUA